Necator americanus (New World hookworm) is the source of this 357-nucleotide messenger RNA. RefSeq lists its product as uncharacterized. The transcript has 2 exons. Gene Ontology annotation, molecular function: nucleic acid binding. The record is from RefSeq and is a predicted model, not a curated record. Bases 1 to 357 code for a protein of 118 amino acids. NCBI's taxonomy places the organism in Eukaryota, Metazoa, Nematoda, Chromadorea, Rhabditida, Ancylostomatidae.
AUGGAGUUGGAUUUGGUCUUGCUGCGGAGACAGGUGGAUGCCGAUCCUUUUCAAACCACUCGUGACAGUCGCUCUUGGGAUGAGUCAAACCACAGUUGUUCGCAGAUUGAAGUCAAUCAGCAAGACAAUUUCACCACACCCACCGUAUACCCCAGAUCUGGCUCUCUCGGAUUACCACUUUUUUCGUAUCUCCAACGUCAUCUGGAUGGUCAGGACUUCCAAACCCGCGACGACAUCAAAAAGGCACUUGAGCAGUUCUUCAAGGAGCAGUCCCCAGCGUUUUGGAGCAAAGGCAUCUACGAUUUGCCUAAACGUUGGCAGAAGACCAUCGAUGCCAAUGAGGCAUACUUCAAAUGA